AUGAUGAUCACUCCUCCAGACGAGGUUUCGAGUACGCCAGUGCUGGGCACCAAGCGGACUGUAUCACUUGCAGCAACUCCUCAAAGUGGCGACCGCUUGAAGAAGCCGUUCAAUCUCACCUUGAGCGACGACAAGGAGAAUACACCAGUUUCGACAAGACGGCCAUCUGCUACUCAAUCUGGACGAUACACAGGAACUCCUCAAUCCGCAAACCGACUCUCCCAACCCUUCAAAUGUCCCGGAUCCGCAACUAUAACUCGAGCAUCGGAGAAACCAACGCGAAAACGACGAAAAGUAAAUUAUAGCGGUGCUGAUGGCGAGGAGGAGGAUGGGGAUAAGCCGUGGACGAACGAGGAUAGGCUGGCACUGGCGAAUAGAGAUGUGAAUCGAUUCCCAGUCUUUGAAGUCAAGGACAAGGAGACUAUGUUCCGAAAACGCUUUGCGGUGCCAUUGAUCAACAAGGACUCUGCAGCAUACAAUCCGAAUCGACCUCCACCCACACUGGGACUGAGACAGGGGGCUGUGUUCAUCGCAAAGCCAUUGCACGACCCGAGCGGAGAGUUCGCCAUUGUUCUGUACGAUCCUACGAUUGAUGAGAAACCGAAGACUAUUGAAGAGGCGAAGGCGGAUGGCGAACCACCUAAGAUUGAAGCUCCGCUGGUGCACAAGAGUCUUAGAGAGAUAUUGGGAAUCAAGAAGGUGGUGGAGGGAGAUCGGCCAAAGGUCCCCGUGGUUAUUGAUCCGAAACUUGCGAAAGUUCUACGGCCCCAUCAAAUCGAAGGUGUCAAGUUUAUGUACAAGUGCGUUACAGGAAUGAUUGAAGAGAACGCGAAUGGCUGUAUUAUGGCAGAUGAGAUGGGUUUAGGAAAGACUUUGCAAUGUAUUGCUUUGAUGUGGACCCUAUUGAAGCAGUCUCCAGAUGCGGGCAAACCGACGAUUCAAAAAGCCAUUAUUGCAUGUCCUUCGAGUUUGGUUAGGAAUUGGGCGAACGAGCUGGUGAAAUGGCUUGGACCAGAUGCCAUCCAACCUUUUGCAAUUGAUGGUAAAGCUACAAAGGAAGAGCUCACUCAGCAAUUACGGCAGUGGGCAAUUGCAAGUGGCCGAGCAGUAACAAGACCUGUCAUCAUUGUUUCCUAUGAGACAUUACGAUUGAACGUCAGCGAGCUGAAAAACACCAAGAUUGGACUUAUGUUAUGUGACGAAGGUCAUCGGUUGAAGAACGGCGACAGUCAGACUUUUACAGCAUUGAACGAGUUGAAUGUUUCGAGAAGAGUCAUCUUGUCGGGUACACCUAUCCAAAACGACUUAUCCGAGUACUUUUCACUCAUCAGCUUUGCGAAUCCUGGCCUCCUUGGAACUCGAAUGGAAUUCCGCAAGAAGUAUGAACUUCCAAUUUUGAAAGGACGGGAUGCUGCUGGCAGCGACAAGGACCAAGAGAAAGGAACCGAGCGCCUACGAGAACUUUUAACCGUUGUCAACAAAUUCAUCAUCAGACGAACCAACGACAUUCUUUCCAAAUACUUGCCAGUCAAGUACGAACAUGUCGUGUUUUGCAAUCUUGCUCCGUUCCAGCUCGAUUUGUACAAUCACUUUAUCCGCAGCCCCGAUAUCAAGGCGCUGUUACGUGGCAAGGGAAGCCAACCUCUCAAAGCAAUUGGCAUGCUGAAAAAGCUUUGCAACCACCCGGAUCUCCUUAAACUCCCAGAAGACCUGCCUGGAAGCGAGGAGUUCUUCCCAGAAGACUAUGUCCACAAAGAUUCUCGAGGUAGAGAUCGAGACAUCAGGCCAUACUACUCUGGCAAGAUGCAAGUCCUCGACCGCAUGCUUGCUCGAAUUCGACAAGACACAAAUGACAAGAUUGUUUUGAUCAGCAAUUAUACACAAACCCUCGACAUGUUCGACAAGCUCUGCCGCCACCGUGGAUAUGGUAGUCUGCGACUCGACGGCACUAUGAACGUAACAAAGCGCCAAAAGCUCGUUGACAAAUUCAACGACCCCGAAGGCGCCGAGUUCAUAUUCCUGCUAAGUAGUAAAGCCGGCGGCUGCGGCCUGAACCUCAUCGGUGCCAACCGCCUCGUGCUCUUCGACCCAGACUGGAACCCAGCUGCAGACCAGCAAGCCCUAGCACGAGUGUGGCGAGAUGGGCAGAAGAAAGACUGCUUCGUGUACCGCUUCAUUGCAACAGGUACAAUCGAAGAGAAGAUCUUCCAGCGACAGUCCCACAAACAGUCUCUCUCCUCCUGCGUCGUGGAUUCUGCUGAAGACGUCGAGCGCCACUUUACGCUCGAUAGUCUGAGGGAGUUAUUCCAGUACCAUGGCAAGACGACGAGCGAUACACACGAUACAUUUAAAUGCAAGCGGUGCAAACCGGAUGGGAAGCAGUAUAUCAAAGCGCCGGCUAUGAUGUAUGGUGACACGAGUACAUGGAACCAUUUUGUUAACGAAGGGAUGAAGACCAUCCAAGAUCUGUUGUUGAGGCAGGAGGUUGGUGCGGAUGAAGUGUCGGCUGUGUUCCAGUAUAUUUCGCAUUGA
Lachnellula hyalina is the source of this 2532-nucleotide messenger RNA. It is a transcript of the gene rhp54, whose product is annotated as DNA repair protein rhp54. Gene Ontology annotation, biological process: reciprocal meiotic recombination; double-strand break repair via synthesis-dependent strand annealing. Gene Ontology annotation, molecular function: ATP binding; DNA translocase activity; ATP-dependent chromatin remodeler activity. Lineage: Eukaryota; Fungi; Ascomycota; Leotiomycetes; Helotiales; Lachnaceae. The record is from RefSeq and is a predicted model, not a curated record. The coding region runs from base 1 to 2532 and encodes 843 amino acids. The transcript has a single exon. Gene Ontology annotation, cellular component: nucleus.